AUUGUGCGACCAGCGCCUACGUCAAAACAAAGGAAGACGCCCUGCCUGUAAGUUUUCAUGCUUUAAAGAAUGAUGUUGGUGUCAUCUUUUAAUUAACCUGUGCGGCAAAAACAAAACUUUUCGUCGCUUACUGGGGCUUCGUAGCCCCUCGCUGCGUUCUGCCUUCGUUCGUGUGUGGUCCGACCGCGGCAUCGCACGGGACAGCAGAAGAGCUACUGCCGCACCGCCGUAACUAACUCUGACACUAAGCCGGCGCUGACUCAGGGGAACACGAUGGAGCUGCGGUCCGGCACACAGGACGUCGCUGCCCCCAGGCUCAGCGGAGACGCGGGGACCCCGGCGCCCUUGUCUGCGGCCACCAGGGCCAAGAUUGAGCGCAAGCGGCAGCGGGCUCUCAUGCUGCGACAGGCCCGGCUGGCCAGGCGACCGCAGUGCGGGAGCGAAGGUGGUGUGUGCGCCAAGGUUUCCAAAAUAAUUGACUCUGGGGCUGGGUUCUUCAUUGAGGAGGAGGAAGAAGAGCAAGCACUCGUGAAGGUGGUGCACCAGCCAGCCCCCGUGAUCGAACCAGAUUAUCUGCUAUGUGAAGAGUGCAAUAAGCCUUUCAUGGACUCGUACCUCAGCAAUAACUUUGACCUGUCUGUAUGUGACAGUUGCAGGGACAGCGAGACAAAACACAAGUUAAUCUCCCGCACAGAGGCCAAGCAGAUGUACCUGCUGAAGGACUGUGACCUGGACCUCAGGGAACCCGUGCUGAAGUUUGUGCUCAGGAAGAACCCACACAACCCACGUUGGGGCGACAUGAAACUCUACCUGAAGCUACAGGUGGUCAAGCGCUCCAUAGAGGUCUGGGGCACUGAGGCGGCCUUGCAGGCAGCAAAGGUGUCCCGAGAGGAAGGCAGAGAGAUCCAGAAGCAAAAACGCUUCAACAAGAAAGUGAAAGAGCUGCGGCGAGCUGUGCGGAGCAGCAUGUGGAAGAAGGACACGAGCGUCCACCAGCACGAGUAUGGACCUGAAGAGAUGCUGGAUGAGGACACCUACCAGAAGGUCUGCCUCACCUGUGGCCACCAGCUCGUUUAUGAGAAGAUGUAAGGCCUGUGUCCUCAUCUCAGUUCCCAUCAUUCAGGGACCACGAUCUGGGGACCAUCCAUCAUGGACAACAUGUUCUCUGGAGGGCAUCAUAGUGUUACUAGGGCUGUCACAUAACAUCAAAUAGGUGCUAUGGAUGUUUCUGAUGUCAACUUCAUGUUUAUCAUGCAGCAUCUGUACACAAACUUUUAACAGCAAAAAUGUGAUUUUUGUGUAUGAAAUUCCUGAUUAAAAAUAAAUUGACAUUCAUU
Scleropages formosus (Asian bonytongue) is the source of this 1337-nucleotide messenger RNA. It is a transcript of the gene xpa, whose product is annotated as xeroderma pigmentosum, complementation group A. The record is from RefSeq and is a predicted model, not a curated record. Bases 274 to 1089 code for a protein of 271 amino acids. The transcript is spliced from 7 exons. Lineage: Eukaryota; Metazoa; Chordata; Actinopteri; Osteoglossiformes; Osteoglossidae. Gene Ontology annotation, cellular component: nucleotide-excision repair factor 1 complex. Gene Ontology annotation, biological process: nucleotide-excision repair, DNA damage recognition; base-excision repair; UV-damage excision repair. Gene Ontology annotation, molecular function: damaged DNA binding.